AUGGCCAUCAACUCCCACCACCGUCUGUCCCAAUAUACCAGGCUGUCCUUUGGUGUCAAAACUGCCCCGGCCCUAUUCCAACAACCGAUGAACACAAUGCACUCCGGCAUCCCUGGCACAGCUGGGUACCUGGACGACAUUAUCGUGGGGCGCUCCCCUGCCGAGCUGCAAGACCGAGUGUGCGCAGUACUCGAACGUGUGCAAGAAUAUGGCUUCCGCCUGCGGGCCGACAAGUGCCAAAUCUUCCUCGACUCCAUCACGUACCUGGGAUUCGUUUUUGACGUCGCCGGUCGCCAUCCAGAUCUUGAAAACAUUCGAGCCAUCCAACGGAUGCCUGCACCCAAGAAUGUAUCGCAACUUCGUUUGCUCCUUGGCCUGAUCAGCUACUAUAGCGCCUUCCUACCAUCUAUGCGUGACGUACGGGCUCCGCUCAACAGUCUGCUACAGGAGGAUGCUCCCUGGUGCUGGUCCUCCGUCUUCGAAAAGGAUUUCGCCCAGCUAAAGUCGAUGUUGAUCUGCUGCUCACGCACAACGACACGACGCUGCUGA
Molecule: messenger RNA, 549 nt
Organism: Spirometra erinaceieuropaei
Lineage: Eukaryota; Metazoa; Platyhelminthes; Cestoda; Diphyllobothriidea; Diphyllobothriidae
Source: the annotation of a GenBank genome assembly